Wasmannia auropunctata (little fire ant) is the source of this 578-nucleotide messenger RNA. RefSeq lists its product as uncharacterized. The record is from RefSeq and is a predicted model, not a curated record. NCBI's taxonomy places the organism in Eukaryota, Metazoa, Arthropoda, Insecta, Hymenoptera, Formicidae. The transcript has 3 exons. Bases 10 to 495 code for a protein of 161 amino acids.
CUUACAUUCAUGUCUGUGGCCGCAAAGAUCCCAACUAUAAUGAAUGUUUUCUGGACAGCUUUAGGACUGCAAUGGAUAAGGUCUGCACUGCAGGGAUGUCGGAAUUUGACAUUUCUCCGAUCGAAAUCCAAGUAUGACUUCAACAUACGUUUAUUGGUGUCACUUGCUAAUAAGGGAAUGAUUCAGUUAUCUACAGAUAACGUAGAUGAAAAAGUGAGCAUAGACUUAAAAAUAGAAACUAAGAAUAAUAAAACGGAAAUAUAUGCGUCGAAAGUAAACACUAAAUUUAAUAUUAAAACAUUCAAAGCUAAUUUUGAUGACAGCCAACAAGAUUUGGUACAACUAAAUGAAGUUUUAAGGCAAACCGUAACUGCUAACCAACAAGAAAUUCUUAAUGUUAUGGUGCCAAAAAUAGAAAAGAAGAUUUCCGAGUUGAUCAUGUCAAUUAUGAACAAGAUCAUCUACAACAGAAAGGAGCAACUGUUUCCUGACUAAAUUAUCUAGAACUCUGGAGAUUUCUUAUUGCAAAAUUCGCUGUAUGCACCUUAUAAUCCAUAAUAAAAAAGACAUACCACGAA